Molecule: messenger RNA, 1145 nt
Organism: Carassius auratus (goldfish)
Lineage: Eukaryota; Metazoa; Chordata; Actinopteri; Cypriniformes; Cyprinidae
Product: C-type mannose receptor 2-like
Exons: 7
Coding region: 1-1095 (364 amino acids)
Source: RefSeq, a predicted model, not a curated record
AUGUCCCUUGUUCUUCUAAUUUACUGCAUCCAGUACCUCAAGCCCAUUCCUGGAGUGUCGCAGGCUGAUACACAGCGUGCAGGAACCCACACUGGUGUCAUCAACCCCCAGUGGUGUGGUGGCGAGGCUCACUUCUGGCCUUCACGAAGUGGCAGUGCUCGCCUCGGAGGAUCUGUGUGUACAGUCAUGGACAGGAGUCUUUUUGUGCUGCUUCUGCUGUCAGUGCUCUUCCAAAGCAGCUUUGGUCUUUUCCGUCCGUACUUCUAUGUAAAUAAAGCAAUGUCAUGGCCGGAGGCUCAUAGUUACUGCAGAGAGAGAUUCACUGAUCUGGCUACUGCAGACAGCAUGGAUGAUGUGAACAGGCUGGUAAAUAUAGUGGAUGCUGGAUACAGUGGAUCAGUGUGGAUUGGACUGAAGAGGGGGACACAGACACGCUGGGUUUGGUCUGAUGGAGACAACAACACUUCUCUGUAUUAUAACUGGGAUUCAGGACAGCCAGAUAGAGAAGGAGAUUUUUUUAGUUUAGGAAACAAGAGCUUCAAACUGUGUUUCUCAAUAGGAAAUACUUCAUACCUAAUACAAACUUACAAAAACUGGACUGAUGCUCAGAGCUACUGUAGACAACAUUACACAGACCUGCCCACCAUCCGCAACUCUGCAGAAAAUGACCAGCUAAAAAAAAUUCUCUUAUCUGGAUAUUACAUCUGGAUCGGUCUGUUCUUUGACUCUUGGGAAUGGUCUGAUAAAUGGAGUCGCGUCUUCAGACACUGGGCAGCAGAUCAACCAUUCCUGAAUCCAGGAUCUGGAGACUGUAUUGCGAUGUCAAGAAACAACUCUGGCAGAUGGGCUCAAUACAGCUGUGAUCUCAAGCAGCCUUUUAUCUGCCAUGGGGACAUUAGGAAACAAAUUGUGAGACUGAAAGUCACAUGUAAGGGAAAAUGUGCAUUGGAUGAUUCUUCACUACAGACGGCCAUUCUGAAUGAGAUAAGUGAAAAGCUGAAGAACAUGAUGUUGGACACUGACAACAUAAUAAGCUUGAGAAAGGGGGAAGAUGGAGGGCUGUUUCAUAAGGAGAACAACCAUAUGGUGAAUUAAGAUGAUAAAUGUAAUAGGGAACUGUAAUGUAUGUGGUUUAAGGUUCAAAA